Messenger RNA from Acanthopagrus latus (yellowfin seabream), 2053 nucleotides. RefSeq names its product potassium inwardly rectifying channel subfamily J member 6 (gene kcnj6). Bases 343 to 1593 code for a protein of 416 amino acids. The record is from RefSeq and is a predicted model, not a curated record. The transcript is spliced from 3 exons. Gene Ontology annotation, molecular function: G-protein activated inward rectifier potassium channel activity. Gene Ontology annotation, biological process: regulation of monoatomic ion transmembrane transport; potassium ion import across plasma membrane. Gene Ontology annotation, cellular component: plasma membrane. NCBI's taxonomy places the organism in Eukaryota, Metazoa, Chordata, Actinopteri, Spariformes, Sparidae.
UCUCUCUCUCUGUCUGUCUCUCUCUCUCUCCUCCUCCUCCUCCUCCUCCUCCUCAGUGCCUCUCUCCCUCUCUCUCCCUCUCUCUCCCCAGUCUUCACCUAGGUCUCUCUCCCAGCUGAGGGGUGGAGGCUGACGGCCGAUGUCUUUUUCCAGUGGAGAGAGGGAUGGAGGAAAGAGGGAAUUAGUAGCCAUCCUUCAGUCGGUCCUCGCAGACAGCGACUUGAUAAUCGCAGCGCGGCCCCUCAGCAGGAGCAUUUUGAUGGGAGCAAAACGGCUUAAAAUGACCCGGGGAGUGACCACCGUGUAUCCGCUGCACAAGGCUUGAAUCCACCUAGAAACCCCAUGGAGCAGGAUGUGGAGAGCCCGGCCAUCAUCAGACAGCCCAAGCUGCCAAAGCAGGCCCGUGAGGACCUGCCUAAACGGCUUAAAGAGAUGGACAGAACGAAGAAGAUCCAGCGGUACGUCCAGAAAGACGGCAAGUGCAACGUCCAUCAUGGAAACGUCCGGGAGACGUACCGUUACCUGACGGACAUUUUCACCACGCUGGUAGACCUCAAAUGGAGGUUCAACCUCUUCAUCUUUGUGCUGGUGUACACAGUGACUUGGCUCUUCUUCGGCUUCAUGUGGUGGCUUAUUGCAUACCUCCGGGGCGAUCUGGACCAUUUAGCAGACAACAAGUGGACUCCAUGUGUCAAUAACCUCAAUGGGUUUGUAUCAGCUUUUCUGUUCUCCAUUGAGACGGAGACCACCAUUGGUUAUGGAUACAGAGUCAUCACGGACAAAUGCCCCGAGGGGAUACUUCUGCUUUUAAUUCAGUCUGUGCUGGGAUCUAUCGUGAAUGCCUUCAUGGUGGGCUGCAUGUUUGUUAAGAUCUCACAGCCCAAGAAGCGAGCUGAGACACUAGUGUUUUCCACCAAUGCGGUCAUCUCAAUGAGAGAUGGACGGCUGUGCCUGAUGUUCCGAGUUGGAGACCUCCGAAACUCGCACAUCGUGGAGGCGUCAAUCAGGGCCAAGCUCAUCAAGUCAAAGCAGACCAAGGAAGGGGAGUUCAUCCCUUUGAACCAGACAGACAUAAAUGUUGGCUACAACACGGGAGAUGACAGGCUGUUCCUCGUGUCGCCGCUCAUCAUCUGCCAUGAGAUAAACCAGCACAGCCCCUUCUGGGAUAUCUCACAAGCCCACCUGGCCAAGGAAGAGCUGGAGAUUGUUGUGAUUCUGGAGGGGAUGGUGGAGGCCACAGGCAUGACGUGCCAGGCGAGGAGUUCCUACGUCAGCAGCGAGAUCAAGUGGGGCUACCGCUUCACCCCGGUCCUGACGCUGGAGGACGGCUUCUACGAGGUGGACUACAACAGCUUUCACGACAUCUACGAGACCAACACCCCCCCUUACAGUGCCAAAGAGCUCUCCGACAUGGCCAACCGCAGCCGACUGCCCCUCACUUGGUCGCUCGCCAGCAAGCUGAGCCAGCAGGGACUGCCAGAGUCCGAGCAGGAGGGUCAGGAGACCAAGACCGGCCUGGACGAGCAAGGGAAGAGCCAGCAGACUGAGAGGAACGGGGACAUUGCCAACAUCGAGAGCGAGUCUAAAGUGUGAGAGACGGCGCGCGUGAGGUCUGUGUGAGAUUACUGCGUGCUGUGCGUCUCGCCGCGAGAGCCUGCGGUGAGACUGCGAAGUACGAGACGAGGACAAACGAGCACAGUAGACCAAGUCCCCCUGCACCUGCACCAAGACCCGCUUCUUCUCAGUGAUUCACCCCCCCAAAAACAACAUCUGUGUAGACAUGUGGCCCGCCGCUGAACUGGAAUCCCUUUUUGCGGCAAGUGCAUGUUUCAACUAUAAUGUGAUGUCCUCCUGAUGAGAUUCCCAUUAUUUUUUCUAUUAAGAUAUUCCUAGGGGCAUUUGCAUAAGUAUUUUUGUAUAUACUAUAACACGUUUUGAAUUAUUUGUUUUGUUGCGGUGUGAAUAUUUGACAGAUGUUUGAUACUAAUAAUACCUUUUAGGUUAGUUCUGUAUAUAUUCUAUGCCUUACUGUGUGUAUAAAGCUUUCAUUAUU